AUGCCCUGGUCACAAACACCUGCCUGCAUUGCUGACCACAGGCCUGGCCUGGAGAAAUCCACACCCUCUUCAGGGAAGAGAGCAAGGGGCUUGGCAGUGCCUGAAGCCAGUGGGCUGGGGACUCACAACCGGGACACUCAGGGCGGGCAGGGCAGGCAUGUGGCCCAGCAUGGCACAGGGCCAAAUUCUCCCCUUUGUCACUGGCCACAUACUGUGGGGGGAGGGGCUGGAGGAGCUGGGGCACCUGCAUUUGGCCUGCAAGGAAUCUGGGUCCUGCUGGCUGUGGGUGACCGCAGAGGGCCACGUGGGCAGGGCACAUUCAUGGGCCCCCCAGGCCAAGCUCGUCAGGGAGAGGGGAAGGGCCAGGAAGCCUCAGCCCAGACCAGGUAUGGUGGGAAUAGUCCACACAGGAGGGGCCAAAACCGUCUAGAAGGCCCUGGCACACAGGUCUGCUGCAGCAGAGCCAGGAGGGCACCCGGGUGUGCAUGUCCAGGGCAGAGGAACCACGUGGGGCUCAGUCAGCAGUCGGGGUCAGGCCUGGUUGGUGGCACUGAGGACCCUGAAGGCUUGGCCCUACCUCCGGGAGCUGGCUUCCUCCACAUGGUCACAGCAAAGGACCAGAGGGGACCAGAGACGGGGGGCCACACCCCACCCUCUCCUCGCUGCUCCCCUCCCCCUUACCACCCUGUCCAGUGACGUCUGCACAGAUGGGGGUGUGAGGGGCGUCCACACCUGGCCUGCAGUGGCUGCCCGGCUUCCUGCUAG
Molecule: messenger RNA, 765 nt
Organism: Mandrillus leucophaeus (drill)
Lineage: Eukaryota; Metazoa; Chordata; Mammalia; Primates; Cercopithecidae
Source: RefSeq, a predicted model, not a curated record